Messenger RNA from Setaria italica (foxtail millet), 2967 nucleotides. RefSeq names its product protein QUIRKY. Bases 340 to 2703 code for a protein of 787 amino acids. The transcript has 2 exons. The record is from RefSeq and is a predicted model, not a curated record. NCBI's taxonomy places the organism in Eukaryota, Viridiplantae, Streptophyta, Magnoliopsida, Poales, Poaceae.
GGCAAGCACCUUUUACUCAGCACCCUACACUCUAUAAGCUGCUUUAAUUCAUUCUUCACGCAAAGAUUAGGCAAGGAAUUAGCAUCAGCAACUAUUCCCUCUUAAAUCAUUUCUAUACCGCGUGCCAUGGAAUUCCCUCCCAAGCAAACAUACUCUAUUUAUAAACGCUUCACUUUUUAAGUCUUCCAGCACGCUCACACUGAGUCACUGACACAUCUCGCUACUGCUAUAGCUCCAUGCAGCUGAAGCUCCGAGGUGCCUCGGCGUGGUUUCACCGGCCGGAGCAGUAGAUCACCGGGAGGGAGCUGCUCAGCGGUUGGCAUCGGCCGAUCGAUCGUGAUGGCGGCGACGGCGAGGAAGCUGAUCGUGGAGGUGGUGGAGGCGCGGGACCUGCUGCCCAAGGACGGGACGGGCACGUCGAGCCCCUACGCGCGCGCCGACUUCGACGGGCAGCGCCGGAAGACGCGCACGGUGGCCAGGGACCUCAACCCGGCGUGGAACGAGGCGCUCGAGUUCGAUUUCCCGGCCGCCGGCGUCGGCGCCGAGGGGGAGCCGCUCGAGGUCGCCGUGCUCCACGACGUCCGCGUCGGGCCCAGCCGCCGGAGCAACUUCCUCGGCCGCGUCCGCCUCGACGCGCGCCAGUUCGUGCGCAAGGGCGAGGAGGCGCUCAUCUACUUCCCGCUCCAGAAGAAGGGAUUCUUCAACUGGGUCCGCGGCGACAUCGGCCUCAAGGUCUACUACGUCGACGUGCCGCUAGCGCCGCCGGAGCCCGAGCCGGUGCCGGAGCCACCCGCUGCUCCUGACGCCACGGCGGCGGAAGCAGAAGCGCCACCGCCGGCGGCCGACGAUGCUGCAGCUACGGCUUCUGCGGAUGAGCCACCGAAGGCGGAGGAGCCGGUGGGCGCAUCUCCGGCGCCACCUCAACCGGAGCCGGCAGAGGCAGCAGCCGGCGACGGAUCAACUACGGAGAAGCCACCUGAGGCUGACGCUGAUCCCGCAGCGGCGACAGCGACCCCGGCGCCGGAAGAUGCGCCCGUAAUGACGGAGGAGGCGGUGGCAGCACCGGAGGAGAAGCCGCCAGAAGAGCAGGAGCCGGUGCUGAGCCCGCCACCGCAGCCGACGCCGACGCCGACGCCGAUGCCGCGGCAGGUAUCCAUGCCCGUGAGGCGGCCGCAGCCGCCGCCGCCUCCACCGGAGGAGCCGAUGGAGCGGAGCAAGCACGAUCUGGUGGACAAGAUGCCGUACCUGUUCGUCCGGGUGGUGCGCGCGCGGGGCUCCCCGCCGGCGACGAAGAGGGUCGCCGGGAAAAAAGCGGCCGUGCACAUGCACGGAGGGCGGCUGCACGUGCGCGUGUGCCUCGACGGCGGCUACAACGUCCCCGACGAGCCGUCGUAUGCGUGCAGCGACUUCCGGCCGUCGGCGCGGCAGCUCUGGCCGCCGCCGCUCGGCGUCGUGGAGCUCGGCAUCGUCGGCUGCAAGGGCCUCCUGCCGAUGCGCGCCGCCGAUGGCAAGGGCUGCACGGACGCGUACGCCGUGGCCAAGUACGGACCCAAGUGGGCCCGCACGCGCACCAUCGCCGACAGCUUCGACCCGGCCUGGAACGAGCAGUACACGUGGCCGGUGUACGACCCCUGCACCGUGCUCACCGUCGGCGUGUUCGACGACCCGCCGCCGACGCCGCCGUCGGACGCCGCCGGGAAGGACGCCGCCGCCUCGCGGCCGAUGGGGAAGGUUAGGAUACGGCUGUCCACGCUAGAGCGCGGCCGCGUGUACCGCGGCCUGUACCCGCUCAUCAUGAUGCUCCCCACCGGCGCGAAGCGGAUGGGCGACGUCGAGCUGGCCGUCCGCUUCGCCACGUCGGCGUCGGCGCUCGAUGUCCUGCACGCGUACGCCCGGCCGGCGUUGCCGGCGAUGCACCACCUGCGGCCCGUCCCGGUGGCGCACCGGGAGGCGCUCCGGCUCGCCGCGGCGCGCGUCUCGGCGGCGCACCUGGCUCGGUCGGAGCCGCCACUCCGGCGCGAGGUGGCGGCGUGGAUGCUGGACGCCGCGGAGCCCCGCGGGUUCAGCAUGCGCAAGCUGCGCGCCAACUGGAACCGCGCCGCGGCCGCGCUCUCCUGGGUCGCCGCCGCCGCGCGGUGGGUGGAGGACACCCGGUCGUGGCGGAACCCGGCGGCGACCGCCAUGGCGCACGCCGUGCUGGUGCUCCUCGCGUGGCACCCGGACCUCGUCGUGCCGACGGCCGCGCUCCACGCCGCAGCCGUGGGGGUGUGGAGGUACCGGCGCCGGCCGCGCGCACCGGCGCCGCACCCGUGCGUGCGCACGUCAAUGGCGGAGGCGCCGGACAGGGAGGAGCUGGACGAGGAGUUCGACGCGAUCCCGAGCGCGAGGCCGCCGGAGGUGGUGAGGGUGCGGUACGACCGGGCCAGGAUGGUGGGAGCGCGGCUGCAGCAGAUGGUCGGCGACGUCGCGACGCAGGCGGAGAGGCUGCAGGCGCUCGUGUCGUGGCGGGACCGGCGCGCCACCGGGGUGUUCGUCGCGCUCUGUGUCCUCGUGGCCAUGGUGCUGUACGUGGUGCCGAUCAAGAUGGUGGCCGUGGUCGCCGGGUUCUACUACCUCCGGCACCCGAUGUUCCGGGACCAGAUGCCGACGCCGGCGAUCAACUUCUUCCGGCGGCUGCCUUCCAUGUCUGAACGAAUCAUCUAGGAGCAGGCAGCGGUGGGUCGACACUGACAGUAAGGCGUCAUAUGCAGUAGCCGAGAGAUCUUGAACCCGUGAACUUGUGAAGUAAUGGCUUAAUAUGCAGUAGCAGCUGUACUUUCUCUUCUAGUUUCCGUGAUAGGAAAGAAUAAUGUAGUGUUCCUUUCAAUGUACACUUGUUUUUUUUAGCACUUUGUUCUUGGUAGGAACUUUGAAUUUGGUCCAAUGUAAUUUAUGCAUGAUUCGGAAUACAAUAAAAUUUGUCUGGAA